GCCAAUGUGACAGCUGUGCGUGUACGGUCCGUGGUGUGACUGCGGUCUGUAUUUAAUGGACAUUUAUUUGCAGAUUAGCAGAAUGCGUAGAGAGGCUUUAUACGGUCUUAACCAGUGCUGAAAGAGUUUAUACUUUGUAAAAAAUAACACUUAAUUCAUUCAUAUUUUUGAACUCGCUGGAUAGCAAUUGAUAUUGAAUAUGGAGCUGUUUGCAACAGUUGAUCAGGGGGGUUGCAUUUUGGACAUGUCCCAUCUGAAUCUGGAGAGCUUAAAUUUGGACACUGUCGGUGACGAACGGAGGAGAGUGACCCGACAACUCUACCUGUAUAACAACCGACUGAUUGUGUUUCCCGCUUCGGUAUGUCUAUUCUCCAAUUUGGAAGUUCUGGAUAUAAGCAACAAUGGAUUAACGGUUCUCUGUGAGGACAUUCAACGUUUGUCAAACCUCAAAACACUCAUAGCCAAGAACAACCGUUUGAACGAAUUCUCGUUCCCAAAUGAAUUUGGGUCCAUGCAGAUAGACACAUUGAACUUCAGUGGGAAUAUAUUUGAAGAGGUGCCCAUUCAGUUUCUAAAACUCCAGCGAUUAAAAUAUCUGUCUCUUGGGGGUAAUAGACUCAAAGCUAUCCCCUCAGAGAUAGAAAAUGUUACCAGUCUGGAGAUGCUUUAUUUGGGUGGGAACCUCAUCACCUCCAUCCCCCCAGAGCUGGCCAGCCUUCACGGUCUCAGAUACUUGGUCCUUUGUGACAACCGGAUACAAAGUGUACCCCCCCAACUCACCAGACUCUACUCCCUGCGCUGCCUCAGUCUCCAUAACAACCUACUCACCUACCUACCGCGGGAGAUCCUCAGCCUGGUGCACCUGCAGGAGCUCAGUCUCCGCGGCAACCCCCUGGUGGUCCGCUUCAUCAAGGACAUGACUUACGACCCUCCCUCCCUGUUGGAGCUGGCCGGACGGACCAUCAAGUCCUGCAACCUGCCCUACCACACCAAUUACCUGCCUGGAAACCUGGUGCAUUACCUGGACCUGGCCAGCAAGUGUCCCAACCCUAAAUGUACCGGUGUGUACUUUGACUCAUGUGUGAGGCACAUCAAGUUUGUGGACUUCUGCGGGAAGUAUCGGCUACCCUUCAUGCACUACCUGUGCUCCCCAGAAUGCACCUCUCCCUGCAGCUCCAACCCGCAGAGCGACGCUGAGUCGGAGGACGAGAAGUGCGUGUCGGCCAACAGGCUGCAGAGAGUGCUUCUGGGAUAGAAGAAAGUGGAACGUGAAAGGACCUCGAGUUCACUGACUCACAUACUGGAUGAUGGACAGUUUCCAUGACUCCCAACUCACUUGACUAACCCAACUUCUCCUGUGCCAUACACGAUAAACACCGACACUGAGCUGUUCACUUCCAAUAGAGUGCCACAUUCAACAUGAGAUGUAGGAUUCCUCAAGGAGUGAUUGUAAAGUAAAUUAACCACAGUUUAUCAUUUAUUUUUUUCGAGCCGUAGUGUUUUAAACAUCUAACUGAAGCUUAUGGAGGACUGAUUUUGUUGUGGAGCACUCAUCAAAUGUAUUUUAAUGUAGAGCCUCAGUUUGUAGUUUCUGUGUUAACACAAAUCUUAUCAUUGACAUAUCAUUGACAUGAGUACUGUUCUGUUAACUGGAUACAUAAGAUAAUGCUGUUUUUUAAAAUUCA
Oncorhynchus tshawytscha (Chinook salmon) is the source of this 1685-nucleotide messenger RNA. Its product is annotated as leucine-rich repeat-containing protein 58. The transcript has 4 exons. The coding region runs from base 200 to 1255 and encodes 351 amino acids. The record is from RefSeq and is a predicted model, not a curated record. Gene Ontology annotation, molecular function: protein binding. Lineage: Eukaryota; Metazoa; Chordata; Actinopteri; Salmoniformes; Salmonidae.